Equus caballus (horse) is the source of this 1353-nucleotide messenger RNA. RefSeq names its product transcription elongation factor A like 9 (gene TCEAL9). The record is from RefSeq and is a predicted model, not a curated record. Lineage: Eukaryota; Metazoa; Chordata; Mammalia; Perissodactyla; Equidae.
AAUAAAAUUCCUACUUUCUUCCACUACACCUGGUGUCAGAGAUUGGCUUGCUGUACAACAGGAGUCGACGUGUGCAGAAGUCCUGCUAGUCUGGUCCUUGUUCCCGUCUGGGUACCAGCUUCCUUCAGCAGCGCGUACGGUGGGGCCUGAGGCCAGGGGAAAGAGAAGGAGUCAAGUUGCUGAAAUUUUGCAGGUCUGCAGGAAAUAAUGACCCUUGGGAAAGGAACUAGGGGUCCCGGGAGAAGGACAAAGAGACCUGUGAUAGUUUAAAAAUCAUCAUCCUCUGCUGCCUCAGACAGCUUUCCCAACGCCUACCCUCCCCCCCAACCCCCGCCUCAGUCUUAGAGAUAGUUUGGAAAUAAUCUGCUUUUCCUACUCCCUGUGUGAUGGGAAAUUCGAGCUGUCUUGCAUUGUGGAGAGGGGGAGAACUGGGGUAAACAAAAGGUCUGUCGUUCAUAGCACUGCACAAAGCUGAAAAAGGUGAGGAAGAAACUGACCACAUCAGUACAGAAGUAAUUGCCUUUAAAGGGGAAUAAGCAGAAAGGAAGGAAGAGAGACAGACACAAGAUGAAACCCUGUCAAAAAAUUGAAGGAAGACCAGAAAAUGAGAGUGAACCAAAGACUGAGGAAGAGCCAAAGCCUGAGGAAAAGCCAGAGGAGGAGGAAGAGCCAGAGGAGGAGGAGAAAACAGAAGGAACUUUUAGAGAAAGGCUGAUUCAAUCUCUCCAGGAAUUUAAAGAAGAUAUACACAACAGGCAUUUAAGCAAGGAAGAUAUGUUUAGAGAAGUAAAUGAAAUAGACGAGAUAAGGAGAGUAAGAAACAAACUUAUAGUGAUGCGUUGGAAGGUUAAUCGAAACCAUCCUUACCCCUAUUUAAUGUAGUUUACCUUGAUCUUUACUUUUUCUGAUAUAACAUUGCCAUAUAGCUUUCUUUUGAUUUGCAUUUUCCUGAUACACCUUUGUCCAUCUUUAUACCUUUAACUUGUUGCUGUUAGUGGUUUUAGAUGCAUCUCUUGUUAUCUGCUUCUCUAUCACAUUUUGAACCAAUCUACAAAUCUCUGCCUUUUAAUAGGAGAGCUUUACUCAUUUUUACAAAAAGAGGUUCUUGAUAGGAUAUAAAAUGAAAAAAGGUUACCAAGUAAUUUGUGAAUAUCGUAUUUUUGAAAGGGAAUAUUACAUUUGUAUAUUACAUAUAUGCACAGAAAACACAUGAAGGAUGAAAGACAAAAAAUACAGUCAGGAGUAGGAUUUUGAGUGAUUUUUUUAUUCUGCUUAUUUGUAUUUUUCCUUAUUCCUAUAAUGUACACACAUUAUUGUUAAAAUAAUAAAAGUUUUAUAACAAAAAAGAAGUAA